Molecule: messenger RNA, 778 nt
Organism: Lolium rigidum
Lineage: Eukaryota; Viridiplantae; Streptophyta; Magnoliopsida; Poales; Poaceae
Product: protein YABBY 4-like
Exons: 7
Coding region: 1-762 (253 amino acids)
Biological process (GO): abaxial cell fate specification; fruit development; polarity specification of adaxial/abaxial axis
Cellular component (GO): nucleus
Source: RefSeq, a predicted model, not a curated record
AUGUCGUCCUCCUCCGCCUCGUCGGCUGUCUUCAACCUGCAGGACCACCUCGCGCCGUCCCCCACCGAGCAGCUCUGCUACGUCCACUGCAACUGCUGCGACACCAUCCUCGCGGUCGGCGUGCCGUGCAGCAGCCUGUUCAAGACGGUGACGGUGAGGUGCGGCCACUGCGCCAACCUGCUCUCCGUCAACCUCCGCGGCCUCCUGCUCCCGCCCGCCACGCCGCCCGCCACCCAGCUCCCCUUCGGCCAUUCCUUGAUGUCCCCUACCUCCCACCAUGGCCUCCUCGACGAGGUGGCGUUCCAGACGCCCAGCCUGCCCAUGGACCAGGGGAGCACCAACCUCAACGCCUUCACGGGCCGCACCAACAGCAGCUGCUCCAGCAACCUGCCGGCGGCGAUGCCCGUGCCUGCCGCCAAGCCUGCGCAGCAGCAGGAGACCGAGCAGUCGGCCAAGAGCGCCCCUUCGGCCAACAGGCCUCCGGAGAAGCGUCAGAGAGUCCCAUCCGCCUACAACCGCUUCAUUAAGGACGAGAUCCAGCGCAUCAAGGCCGGCAACCCGGACAUCACGCAUCGGGAGGCCUUCAGCGCGGCCGCGAAGAAUUGGGCCCAUUUCCCGCACAUCCACUUUGGCCUCAUGCCGGAUCAGGGGUUCAAGAGGACCUUCAAAGCUCAGGAUGGCCCUGAAGACAUGCUUCUCAAGGAUGGUCUCUAUGCGGCGGCGGCAGCGGCGGCCGCCAACAUGGGCGUCACUCCAUUCUAGCUACCUAAAUAGCAAG